CUAGUUCAGACAUGGCGGAUUCCGCGCGGAUGCAAAUCGCGCGGUUCUAAACGCAAGUGUUCAGACAGGCGCGGAUGUACAUGCGGAGUGCCGUUAUUCGCAUAGGGUGACAGUCCAAUCAUGGAAGUCGAAGAAGCAAUAUGUGUGUACUUGUUGCUCCGUAAAAAAGAAAGAAAGAAGAAACGGCAGUAUUGGGUGCAUCCAAUAUUACGCGAUCGGUUUACUCAUGGUCAGUUUCAGACUUUAUAUCCAAAAUUAAGAAGUUUUGAACCAAAAUUCUUCAAUUAUUUGAGAAUGUCGAUAAAUUCAUUUGAUGAAUUAUUAGAAAUGAUGAGUAAACAAAUUGAAUCUAAUGAUACCCAUAUGAGGUCAAGCGUGUCCCCAGAAGAAAAACUCGUGAUCACAUUAAGAUAUCUGGGUACUGGUUGUUCCUUUGGAGAACUACAUUACAACUUUCGUCUUGGCAAAUCUACAAUCACAGGAAUUGUCCGUGAAGUAUGUGAAACUCUGUGGGAAAAAGUCACAAAAAACGUCAUGCCUGAACCCAGCGAAGAUAUAUGGAAGAAAAUAGCUAAAGAUUUUGAAAAAUAUGCAAAUUUUCCCAAUUGCAUAGGCGCCAUAGAUGGCAAGCAUAUAAGGAUUACAAAACCCAAAGAUUCGGGUUCUUUGUAUUAUAAUUACAAAACUUUUUUUUCCAUAGUACUGUUGGCACUUUGUGAUAGUAACUAUUGUUUUACUUUCAUAGAUAUCGGAUCUUACGGAAAAAGUAGUGAUUCUGCAAUUUUUAAAAAUUCAGCAUUUUAUAAAAGGUUAUCAAGAGCUCGACGUUUUAUUGAAUGCACUUUCGGAAUUCUGGCAAACAAGUGGCGCAUUUUUCAUAGGCCUAUAAACGUGAAUAUAGACUUUGCCGAAGACAUAAUAAAGGCCUGUUGCGUGCUACACAAUUUUGUUAGAACUAGAGAUGGUAUACAGUAUGAAGAUACUUUACAUACUGCGCCAAUGAGUAAUCUUAUUACAUUACAUGCAGGAAGGGGUACACCAUCAUCAUUAAACAUUAGAGACAAAUAUGCUAAUUACUUUGUGAAUGAGGGUCGUGUAGAAUGGCAAGACACGAAAAUAUGAAAUUAAAAUUGUUACAGUUCGCGCCAAAUAACUAAACUCAAGAUGGCGCGUCGCGUUGGUGGGUUGUACAUAUUACAGUUAAUAGCUAUACGUUACUGUGGUAACGUGAUAGUUUUCCCGCGCUCGUUACGUACCGCCAAACAACGUUAUACACAUUUCAGUUAUUUGGGGUGGACUGUCUAUUACAAAACAUGUAAACUACCCUGGUAAAAUGUAUAAUUAAAUGUCUACUGACCAAAAAGAACCUUCUUUUCCAAAGAAUCCUCAUUUUCUCCAAAAAUCUCCACCAGCUCCUGCCAAGCUCCGUUUUUAAUCGUUUUGUUAGAAUAUUCUGCACAUUGGAUGUUCCACAAAGCAGGUCUUUUUUCCACCUCAUCGAUGAAUAGCUCGGUGUCGAAGCGAUCCAUUGUCACCGUCCGAUACGCGCGGCUUCCGCGGAGCAACUGAACGCCCUCUAGGUACGUCAAGUAAAUAAAACCGAGCGGCGACCGCGCGAAUUCAUUUUCUCGGUUGAGCCGCGCGGAUUGUCAAUCCGUGCGGACAGGUAUGAACGAUUUGUAAGGCGCUAAUGUAAUUAGGAUCCGCGCGGUUCAACCGCGCGAUUUGCAUCCGCGCGGAAUCCGCCAUGUCUGAACUAGCUCUUAUUGUAUUAUCAUAUGAAA
Maniola jurtina (meadow brown) is the source of this 1784-nucleotide messenger RNA. RefSeq names its product protein ANTAGONIST OF LIKE HETEROCHROMATIN PROTEIN 1-like. The transcript has 5 exons. NCBI's taxonomy places the organism in Eukaryota, Metazoa, Arthropoda, Insecta, Lepidoptera, Nymphalidae. The coding region runs from base 121 to 1122 and encodes 333 amino acids. The record is from RefSeq and is a predicted model, not a curated record.